Zootoca vivipara (common lizard) is the source of this 678-nucleotide messenger RNA. The record is from RefSeq and is a predicted model, not a curated record. Lineage: Eukaryota; Metazoa; Chordata; Lepidosauria; Squamata; Lacertidae.
AUGAAUGUGAACGCUGAAAUUCCUCAGGACCACAUUCUGGGAGUUUUCCACCCCCACCUUCAUGAUCAUAUCCAUAAGUGCAAAACCCUUGUUCCUAGUCAACUAGCAAGGAAAGUGGAAUUCCUAGAAGGCAAGGACACUCUGGUCCUUCUGUCUGUGCUGAGAAGCCUGAAGGACAGAGAAAUAAAAGAUAAAGAUGUGGUGCGGUACUUGAAAACCUCGCAGUUGGUGCUGGCUUUAGAGAUUAUUCACUCAAAGCCAGCAGAUAAAAGCAGCAAAGAACAAUAUGCAGAGCGCAUGUCCAAAAUAGUAUCUGGACAGGAUUCCAAGCAGAAGUCAGGAGCUGAAGCUGUAGAAGCUGAAAGUAUUCAUUUGAGGCAGCAGCUCCUUUUAAGCAAACUUUUUUUCCUGAUGCAGGAAUCUCUAUCCCAUGCCCUUGUUCUGACUGGAUGAUGCAGCGUAUUAAGAAUCAGAAUAUCUCUGCUCUUUGGAGAAGUCAGUCGAUUUGCUGAUGAGUUGCAGCAUGCCAAUGAGAAUAUGUUUCUCCAGAAACUUGGCCAAGCUAUUUUUCACCUCUCUGAUGAUUUCCCCUUGUUCUGAAUUUGUUUAUAGUGGCCAGGCACACUUUUGAAUGCAGGACGAAUACAAACUGGUGAAAGAAGCUGUUUUGCUUUGUAG